Messenger RNA from Pelmatolapia mariae (spotted tilapia), 7222 nucleotides. RefSeq names its product serine/threonine-protein kinase PAK 6-like. The transcript is spliced from 11 exons. The coding region runs from base 4694 to 6592 and encodes 632 amino acids. Gene Ontology annotation, molecular function: protein serine/threonine kinase activity; ATP binding. The record is from RefSeq and is a predicted model, not a curated record. Gene Ontology annotation, cellular component: cytoplasm. Gene Ontology annotation, biological process: regulation of MAPK cascade; intracellular signal transduction; protein phosphorylation. NCBI's taxonomy places the organism in Eukaryota, Metazoa, Chordata, Actinopteri, Cichliformes, Cichlidae.
AUCAACUACAUUUCCUUUAGUAAUAAAUUCAACUAUAAUCUCCCCGUAAUAGUGGCUAUGCCUUCUUGGAGGAAAGCAAUCCAUAGCUAGGUCAGGGACCAAAUUAAAGUCUCCUCCAACUAAGACUUUGUCAGUAGUAGUAGGUCACUUUCCAUCCCUCCAACAUCUUAUUCAAGGACGAUUAAAGUUUUUUUUCUUUGUUCUUUUGUUAUAACCAUAUACACAAAUCAGAAUAUAUUUAACAUCAUUAAACUCAAUCACCAUCAUUAGCCGGUGUCCAUUAUUGUCACUCCUAUGGUUAAUUACAUUUCCCGAAAACCUGUUGAACAGGAUCAUGACUCCAGCUGAAUGUGAAGUCCCAUGACUGAAAAAAACAUAAUCUCCCCAUUGUUGUUUCCAAAAUUUUUUAUCUGCCUCCACUGAAUGAGUCUCUUGCAAAAAAAUAAUAUUGCUCUUCUGCUCUUUGCAAAAAAGAAAAGUUGCCUUACGCUUAGCAUUGUUCUUUAAACUCCUAACAUUUAAAGAAAAAAAGUGCACUCUUAUUUGCUAGAUAAAAGUGCAUUUAUCUUCAGAAACGAGCCUUCCUUCAGAAACGCUCUUUUCCCCUUCUUCCUGGCCUCCUGAACCAUUGGCCGCAGCUUAGAACAAGCCUCCCUGUCUUCUUUGGAGAAAUCUUCUCUGAAGCGAAUGUGCAUUUGAUUACACACUCACGCUUCCUUCGAUUUUUUUCCAAACUUCAUCCCGAAUGGUUCUCAUCCCAAAUUGGAUGAUGAUUGCCCUUGGCGUGUUGUUAGAGGCUGCCGCAGUGUUGGGUUUACCCAGGCAGUGGACUGUAUCCACUGUCUCGCAGUCGGUCCACUGAUAGAGGCACAACUCUUGUAAGUAUGCCAAUGACGAUUUCUCUUGUGUUUUCUCCAUCUUUCUCUGGUAGCCCAGUCAGUCUCAGGUUCCAUCUCCUUUUGUAUCACGCAUGUUCCUCCAUUGCUUUACUGAGCGCACUGUUUUCUUUUUGGAGCUUUUCGAUCAUUUCCUUAAGGAGAGUAAUUUCUUGUUUGUUUUUUCUUGACGCUGUAUUAGCCUCGAUGCGCUUGUCAAAUGUUUUUAACAGUUCAGUUUGUUCAUCCACUUUUCCAGUCAGAACCUGAACUGCAUGGAGAAUGGCGACGCCGAUAUUCCCAUCAUCUUUUCUGUUGUCUCUUCCCUUCAUUUUCUUUGGGUUUGGGCUUUUAAGAGGUGUAUGAGUCGGGUCGAUUUUACUUGUUUUUGAAAAACUCUCGUCCACCUCAUUAUCGUCGAUAUCACUGUCAUCACAAGCCUCGCGGAGGGCAGUUAAGUUGUAGUCAUGGUCAGCCAUGUUGUUAACCACUUCGUUCUCCAAAAAACCCGUCAAAAAAUGUAAAUUGUUCACUGUACUAACAGACCAACCCAGACAGAUAUUAUCUGGAUGUUACUGAACAGUAACCAGCAGGUAUCUGUGUCUGUGUCUGUGUCCCAUACAGACUAUGUUAACCAUGGUAGCUAGCGUUGGCUGAUAGGUUAGCACUCUGCUGUCUCAGCUAAAACGCAGUGCUAAUGACGCUUAUUAUUGUUGCUUCCAUUCCAGGUGAGGGAGCCGAUGAUCCCUGUAACCCAAAUAUCCGAUGGCAGUUGUUGGACUGUUGUGAUGUUAUUUCCUCUGUAGACUUACAUUCGGAGUCCCGCCCCCUCCCUGCUGUGGAGGAGCAUAGUCGUCUGCAGCUGGGUACCACAUCUGGCCUUUAUCAUCUUAAGUGUCGAUCCAGUCUUUAGAAAAUGCGACUCAGGCACCAUUGAGCCAAGAACAAAAAUGUCUGGGGCUAAUGAGAAGGCUUUAGUAAUAUUUAAUAAUAACUGAGCCUUUUCCGCAGUGACUGUACAUAAGCACGUGUCAUCUGCAUAUACUUACCCACUCUUUAAAAAUUUGGUGAAAACUUUAGGUAGUUUUUGAAGUUUGCAGGGUUUCACUUCAGAACUCAGGAUCUUUUAUAGUACAGACAUCCUUAAAUGUAAAGUCCUGCCGACUGUAACUCAUUUAGAGUUCAGCUUAGAUUUUAUUUGUAGUGCAUCCUCACUUUGUCCUACAAGGGGCAACGUGUAUUACAUCUACUCCAGACUUAUGGAUGGAGGCACUUUCAUCAGUCUUUAAAGGCGCUGCAGAUGACAAUUAUGUCCUCGUCAAGGUGAGCCUGCACAUACAAACACACCUGAAUCUGGGGCCGGGGACCUCUGUGGGGACACAAACGAGCCUUCAGAUUAUGGGACCCAGUCUAAACCCAGCUUAACCUUGACUUCUGUUUAUUUUUUGCUUUACCUGCUUCAGGUGGACAGUUGCUCCACCUCCUGGGAUUUUUAUCAGUUUACCCGUCUAAAGAAAAGUAACUCGAGUGCCUCCAGUCUCUGAUCAGCUGCUUCCUGUUUCUGGACAGCUGCACCACUGUCUAUACCACUCCGCCUGAUCACCCGUUCACUGUGAGUCAUUUCCUGUUCAGUCCUCUGAUGUAAUUAAAUUCUCAGCAUCCUGGCAGUGACUGUGUGUGUGUGCGUGUAUGUGUGACAGGAGCUGGCAGAGUGUGUUUCCUGUGAGCUGUCGGUCAAGCACAAAGCCGUCAGCCUGCUGCAGCUUGAGUUGCAGCUGCACUCCUGCAGGGUGGUGCAUGCAGCGCUGCAGCCAAACAUUCUUACCUGCUGUCACAGGUAUUUAACCAGACAAGUAGGGCAGGGGGGCGGGGUUGCACACCUGAGGCCUGACUGCUCCUGCAGAGGCCUGCAUGUGUCCAACUCGGUGUUCCCAGUGGACUGGUCAUCUUUGGUGGACCUGGAGCUCCAGCAGGAGAUCAGGACGGUGCAGCAAAUUCCUGCAGCUCAAGACUCCGUCAGUCUGGGUCUCCUGGAGCCGACUGCACCCCCACAGCUGGUACACACAACUGUCCUCUCAGCAAAGAACCCACCUCCGUUGCUGGGCUGUCAGUGUGCUACCAUCUCACCUGUCUCUACCUCCCAGGUGGAUAUGGUGGGCAUGGUUGAAAGUGUCCACCUCCUACUGACUAAGAGCAGGAUGGAGCUGGGAAGGAUGCUGAAGGCUGGAUGGUGGAGCGUUUUAGAGGAGAUGAGCCCAGGUGCUCAGACAGGUUGAUUAAAGCUUGAUUCAUCUUAAUCUUGAGCUGAAGUUUAAGUACAGCUGUCUGCUUACUACAGCCAUAUAUACACCCGAAUGUGGAGGAGGCUUUUCCGUUUGUUGCUGAAUGUUGGCAACUGCUCCUGUCGGAGCUGAAGGGGGAGCUGUCCGCUCUUUACUGCUGAAACUUUAACUCCUCCUCCCGCCCACCCAUCUACCUGCUUCUAUUUUAUUUCUAACUUAAUAAAGAGGCUUUUUAUGUCAUUUUCCACUGUCUGCUUCAUGUUUGUGCUCCAUUAUCAAAAACGAUGGAAAUCAAAAUCAACCCUGACCAUCAGAGGGCGCUGUGUCCUUCUGGAGCACAUUCUCUGGUUAAUCCGGGUUAACUGCGAUGGCAUACCGGGCCAGUGGAGACGAGACGCCCACAUCUGAGUCUUCUUCCACAAACUUUCAUGUCAAAGACAGAUUUUCAAAGAGCAUGCGGUGAAAAGAGCUUCUACCGUUUCGUGACUUGAUGAUUGCAGAAGUUUGAAUUUCUUUGAACCAUGGAAAAUAAAAGUUAUGCUACUGUGAAUAUAUUAAUCUCAGGUAUUUUUAACCUUUGACCCUCACCCUUCACCUUAGUUUAACAAAGAAUAAAAUAUUAGACUAUUGUAAAACAAACCAGCAGGUACACCAGGUGAUUUUGGUGUCAUGUGACUGAGUUGAACUAAGAAGGCGAACCCCAGUGUAGUUGGCACACAGUCUGAAUUAAAUCUUGUUAAAAGCACAGUGAACUGGCUUUACUUGACCCCAAACUGGUUCCUUUAGCGGUUUAAGUGUGAGAAGCAGAGUUCAGAGUGAACAGAGUGUGGCGGUUUGAGUCUCGUCCUCCCCCGCCUCAGGGCAUGGCGAGGCGUGCUGCAGCCUGCAUGCUGACACAGACCUUGCCUCCCCUUUGUCUCCUCUGCUGCUUUCAUGGACUCUUUGCUGUCUCAAAGCCACUUUUGAUGGUUCUCUUCCAAAAGAAGUCACAUGAUCACCUGUGCAGUCAGAGACAGUCAGAUGACCUCAGAGUUUAUCUGUGCGCCUUGUUUUUUUCACACAUCAACUGAUGUGUUUUCACUUUGCUGCUGCUGUUGUUUCGUGCCAAUAAAGCUUCUUCGAAUAUGAAAGACUCAAACUCCUCCCCCUCCACCUGAAACCAGCUGAGACAAGGACGAGCGAGGUGGGGGAGGGAGGAAGACACGGUAGGAGGAGAAAGAAGAGGAGCAGCAGAGAGAGAGAGUCAGUCCAAGGAGGAGAACAACAGCAGGAACCAACUCACCUGGACUUCGCAGCCAGCCACUGGGGGGCGCUGUCUCUGGUAAGCCUGCCUGCGCAUGGGGAUGAGUGUAGUUCCAGUCAGACGAGGAGCCGUGGCGGAACUGUCUGGUCAUGUAGAGACAGUUUCCUCAGGCUGAGGUGGAGUCAUCUGAUCAGCAGCAGACCGGACCUGGUUUUACCUGAGGUGGAGAGACACCAACUCACACACAGCUCUCACUACCCGGCUGGUGCCGCUGCCUCUACGCCUCCGUGCUGAUGUUCCGGCGCAGGAAGAAGAAGCACAGGCUGGAGAUCUCGGCGCCACAGGACUUCCAGCACCGCGUCCACACAUCGUUUGACGUCACCUCAGGAUGCUACGUGGGGCUGCCGCCGCAGUGGCAGAGCGUCAUCGACACGCUGAAGAGGCCACGCCCCCUGGUGGACCCCUCCAGGAUCACCAAUGUUGAACUAGGACCCAAAAAGACCAUCGUUCGCGGCAGCUUCAUCGGCCAUGGAGACUACAUCAGUCAUGUGAUCUCUGAGAUGACUCGUCUGUCGGUCAGCAGUUCCAACUCUCUGCGCCGGAGCAGUCCGUCGGCACGGAAACGUGCCCGAUCGAUGGGCCGGCUGGGAGAACUGGCCGAGGACGAGUCGUACCAGUACGAGGAGCUAAGUCACCGCGGCGGCAGUGUGAAAAGUGGUGGGAGCUCUACCUACUGGCAGGACCGGAUACGACAGGUGCGCAGUGACAGCAGCAGCCCCAAACUGAACGGGGCCCUGCAGAGAGCCAAGUCUACCUGCCAGGUGGAUUCCUCGUCUGAAACCACACCCCUUAAACUAGACAAACCUCAGAGGACAGGUGAACCAAGUGGACUGUACGCCCGCAGUGAGGGGGCGGAACUAAGAAAUAGGACAGCUUCCUACACUGUGGAGACCAAUAGGCACCAGGUGAGGCUAAGACCAGCUGUGGGUCACCUGCCUGACCUGCUGUUCUCAUCCAGAGAAAAUUCAAGAAGACCGCAUUCGUCCUAUGACCUCCAGCUGGCCUCACCCUCCUCCCGCCUCCUGCCCCCUCCUAACAGCACCAGCAGUCCCAUCAUCACAGGUAGAGCCGUAGUUCAGAGGCUGCCUCGCCCAUCCUCUGCCUUCAAUGCUCCUAUCAAAUCUCCAAACCUAACAACUGAGGACAGCCCCUCCCAGCCCCACCCUCCCCCAACUGGCUCCCCAGGUCACGCAGUCGCCUCCAACCAGCAGGCGGGGUCCGAUGGCGGUCCUCCAAAGGUGACCCAUGAGCAGUUCAAGGAGGCACUACAGAUGGUGGUGGACCCUGGCGACCCGAGGAUGACUUUGGAGAACUUUGUGAAGAUUGGAGAGGGGUCCACAGGCGUGGUUUGCAUCGCCCGGGAAAAGUGCAGCGGGAGACAGGUGGCUGUGAAGAUGAUGGACCUCAGGAAGCAGCAACGGCGAGAGCUGCUCUUUAAUGAGGUGGUGAUCAUGAGGGACUACCAGCACCAGAAUGUGGUGGAGAUGUACCGUAGCGCUCUAGUGGAGGAUGAGCUGUGGGUCAUCAUGGAGUACCUGCAAGGUGGCGCUCUAACCCACAUCGUCAGUGAGACCAGGUUGAACGAGGAGCAGAUAGCGACAGUCUGUGAGGGGGUCCUGCAGGCGCUGUCUUACCUGCACUCUCAGGGUGUGAUCCACCGAGACAUCAAGAGCGACUCCAUCCUGCUCACCCUGGACGGCAGGAUCAAACUGUCCGACUUUGGUUUCUGCGCUCAGAUCAGCAAAGAAGUCCCAAAGAGAAAGUCUCUGGUCGGGACCCCAUACUGGAUGGCUCCUGAGGUGAUCGCCAAAACGCCAUAUGGCACCGAGGUGGACAUCUGGUCUCUGGGAAUCAUGGUGGUGGAGAUGGUUGAUGGAGAGCCACCGUAUUUCAGUGACACGCCCAUCACUGCAAUGAAGAAGCUGCGAGACGAAGCAGCGCCAAGCGUCAAGAACGUCCAGCGGGUGUCUCCCGUGUUAAAGGACUUCCUGGGCUGCAUGUUGACCCGCGACACGCUGCAGAGGAGCAGCGCCGCCGACCUGCUGGAGCACCCAUUCAUGCUGCAGGCCGGCUCACCACGCUGCCUCGUUCCUCUGGUGGAGCAGUACCGCAAACGCAUGUCACUCUGCUGAACACCCGAGACCCAUCUGAAGAGGCUCGCCCGAACCCAACCCUGAUUCCUCUGAAGACAUCUGAGACUCAGCUGGGAGACUCUUAUUGUGGCUCGGUUGCGCAUCAGCUCAUCUCUGAUUGGCCAGACUUGCUGAACAGCUGUUGGUGCUGCUCUAGGGCGAGUGUUUUUUAAAACGGAGAAUUUAAACUUUAGAACAUUUCAGGCUCCUUCAUGUUUUCAAAGAUCCUAGUUUAUACAGCAUUUCAGUAAUUUUACAGCCGACGUCAAACCUUUAAAUCACAGAUCAAUAAUAAUGAUCAGCUCAGAGCUGUGGGUGCAGAACAGCUUCAAACAAACGAGUGAAAACAGGCACGUUCGUUUCAGCAGAGCCGGAGAUGAUCCUCUGGCUUCAAGAAGUUUCUCUCUGUAUCAGAGCCAAUAAACAACCAAUAAAUUGAUCAAUGCUGCCCAGCAGAGAUCAGCAGAGGGUCAGCUCUGGAUUUAAAGCUCUUCAUCGGGAAAAUGUUUUACCCCGUGAUGAUGAUGAUGACGAUGAGCUCUUCCUCCCGUCGAUCGGUUUAUUUUGAAGCUUUGCACAGUUUCAAUGUGACUUUGCACAAAAGAUGCAGAUUAAAUCUUUUUUAUUUAA